This is a messenger RNA of Melopsittacus undulatus (budgerigar), 2510 nucleotides long. It is a transcript of the gene MAPKAPK2, whose product is annotated as MAPK activated protein kinase 2. The record is from RefSeq and is a predicted model, not a curated record. Gene Ontology annotation, molecular function: calcium/calmodulin-dependent protein kinase activity; ATP binding; calmodulin binding. The transcript is spliced from 10 exons. Gene Ontology annotation, biological process: protein autophosphorylation; intracellular signal transduction; cellular response to vascular endothelial growth factor stimulus. The coding region runs from base 16 to 1188 and encodes 390 amino acids. Gene Ontology annotation, cellular component: nucleus; cytoplasm. Lineage: Eukaryota; Metazoa; Chordata; Aves; Psittaciformes; Psittaculidae.
CGCCGCGCUGCCGCCAUGCUCUCCGGGGCACCGCCGCCGCCCGCCGGCUUCCCCAGCCCUCCGCCGCCGCAGCCUCCUCCGCCGCCGCCGCCCGCCGCUCCCCAGCACGGGCCAACGCCGUUCCCGGUGAAGGGCGGCCUGCUGAUCCGGAAGAAUGCCAUCACGGACGACUACAAGGUCACCACGCAAGUGCUGGGGCUGGGCAUCAACGGGAAAGUUUUGGAGAUCUUCAGUAAGAAGAGCGGCGAGAAGUUCGCUCUCAAGAUGCUGCAGGACUGCCCGAAGGCCCGACGGGAAGUGGAGCUGCACUGGCGAGCGUCGCAAUGCGCACACAUCGUCCGCAUCAUGGAUGUCUAUGAGAACCUCUACCAGGGGAGGAAGUGUCUGCUCAUCGUCAUGGAGUGCUUGGACGGAGGGGAGCUCUUCAGCAGAAUUCAGGACAGGGGAGACCAGGCCUUCACAGAACGGGAGGCUUCAGAGAUAAUGAAGAGCAUUGGGGAAGCCAUCCAGUACCUGCACUCGAUCAACAUUGCGCACCGGGACGUGAAGCCAGAAAACCUCUUGUACACCUCCAAGAGGCCCAAUGCUGUGCUAAAACUCACGGACUUUGGCUUUGCUAAAGAAACCACCACGCACAACUCCUUGGCCACCCCGUGCUACACACCGUACUAUGUGGCCCCGGAGGUGCUGGGCCCAGAGAAGUACGACAAAUCCUGCGACAUGUGGUCCCUUGGAGUCAUCAUGUACAUUCUGCUCUGCGGGUACCCCCCCUUCUACUCCAACCACGGCCUGGCCAUCUCUCCUGGCAUGAAGAAGCGAAUCCGAAUGGGCCAAUACGAGUUCCCCAAUCCUGAGUGGUCCGAAGUGUCGGAGGAAGUUAAGCAGCUGAUCCGUAACCUGCUGAAGACGGACCCGACUCAGCGCAUGACGAUAACAGAGUUCAUGAACCACCCCUGGAUCAUGCAGUCCAUGCAGGUGCCCCAGACCCCAUUGCACACCAGCCGUGUGCUGAAAGAGGAGAAGGAUCUAUGGGAGGAUGUGAAGGAGGAGAUGACGAGCGCGUUGGCCACCAUGCGAGUGGACUACGAGCAGAUCAAGAUCAAGAAGAUCGAGGAUUCCUCCAACCCUUUGCUGAUGAAGAGGCGGAAGAAAGCGAACCCCACGGAGCCUGCUGCGCUGCCCCACUGAGGGUGCCCCGCGCCCGCCCGCCCUCCACAAAGCAAUAACUAUAUAUAUAUAUUUUUUAAGGAAAACACAAAAAAGACUGUUCUAUGAGCGCAUGGAAUUCAGACCUUUGUACCAGACUAGUUAUUUUUAGCUACUCACCUGUGUUUCUGACCUUCCUGGUAAGAUUCCCCCCACCUAAAUCAGAUCCACACACUGCGGCCAAGGGUUUGUCCUAUGGGUGAAAUCCGGCUGGUAAUUGGAGUUUAUCUUCUGUUGUGAAACGGUUUUAAUGCUGAUUUCCUUUCUGUUCCUUCCUCUCCAAAGCCCUGACAGUUCCUGUGGUGACCUUUUUAGGGUAUAGAACUAUAAAUAUUUUUUAAGAACUACUGUAGAGCUGAAAGGCAGUGUGGUCCCUGUGUGGAUGCUGGCUCGAGAUGGGCUCCGGGCUUGGGAAUGGGAUGGGGAAGGAGAGCUGCCUUCUCCCCCAUCCUGCUGUGUGUGGCAGGGCUGGCAUGGGGGGGUCCCCAUGGCCACCGUGCUGCUUUGCUGGCCUGGAAAACUGCUGCUUUUAAAGCAUGGUAGCCAAAAAUCCCCCAGCUUCCUGACCUGGGAGCCCUGACUCCGUGAGUGCUGUCCGUGUCUGUCUGUCUGUGCUGGGGUGUGUGUUGUGGAGCUGCUGCUGGCCCCCACGUCUGUACCUGUGCCUGGAAUCCAGUUCUGACCUCAGGGGUGGGCAGGGGGGGUGAGCAGGAGGUGAAUGCCCCCCACGCAUCCCCCCCUUGCUCUGCAGGGAUGUGGGGUAAAGAUGCUUCCUGGCCACAUCUGCCUGCUCCCGCAUCCCCCAGCUGUGGGAUGAUGCUGGGCUGGGAUACGUGGAUGGCUUGGAGAGGUGGUGGAGGCAAUGCGGGGCCAUAGCCUGAGCUGGGGCAGCAGCAGUGCCCCAUCCCUGGCUGGGGCUGGGGGUCCUGCUGCCCCCUUGGCUGUAGCUCCAUCCCUGCCACCAGCUCCCCAGGGCUUUGGGAGCGAUGCUCUGCUCCCGGGAGCAGGAUGGCUGCUCGGGAGUCUUUAAUCCAUGAGUUCUUCUUAUUAUAAUUAUUAUUUGUCAUGAUGUUUCACUGCAUUCAAUGUGUUUGAAUGGGGAAAAACCAAAAACCAAACUUUUUUAAGGCAAUGUUUUAGGUUUUAGGUGAUCUUUUAGACACUGUACGGAUUUGGAAUUUGCUUUAAAAACUGGGUUUUAUCUUUUUUUUUUAUUUUAUUUUUUCUUUCUUUUUGUCUGUUGGCUAUACUAAUCUUUCCAGUCUGCUCUUCAGCCCUUUGGAUUAAAGACACUUAAUGCGUCA